AUGAUGCCGGACUCAAAUCCUAACUGGAAUUUUGAUUCAGGGGAGCCUGCCACUAAAUCUGACCCGCAAAUAGACCCCUACGUUAACGUCGUCCAACGCGACAACAGUUCGGCAUAUCUCCACACCAUCCACGAGGAACUGGAAGAGGAGGAUAGCGAGAUACUGCACUACAACUCUUUCGACACUACAGAGGGCAGUGAUGAGAAGAUUACCGUUCGGCAUGUCUCAUCUGCCGUUUUGACUAGUGACGUCGAGAACGAAAGCCAAAAAAAUACAACAUCCUCCUCUUUGGAGUCCAACAGACAGGGCAGCGUUAGCUCCUGCGGUGGGUUAACUGAACUUCAAAUACCUUUGGAGUCAACUGCAGGGCAGCAAAUGACUGAGAGCGACGAACUAAGCGAUAUUCAGUCACAUAUGGGAGUUGUUGCCCCACUCAUGGAGGAGAGAUUAGUGCAGGAAAUUUAUACGGAUAGUACGAACGAUGGCGUUUUUGGACAUCAUGAAAUAGCAACCUCUUGCACUGGUAAUCUUGGAGACGUAAAGUGUGGUUCAGGCGCGGACUUUAUCACUCACACAACGGACCCCGCAGCACAAGGCAAUGUCGUUAGUUGGUGCGGUCCCGGAAAAGUGGAGGCCGCCGACAUGGGCGCUCUUUCUAGCGAAAUAACUCAUCUUAACCACACGUUUCAGGAUCCUUUAAAUUUGGCGGUCACUAUGGCGGAGUACAUUUGCACUCGAUCUGGUCAUUUGCAAGACUCUCGGUUCAAUGAGACCUCAUUUCAGGAUAAUACGGACAAUUCAACCGCAGAAGCGAAUACAAGAUCUUUCUCAAAUCGUCGAGUUACCGUCGAUGAUCGGCGGAACACCGUACAGGACGCUUUCCCGGCUAUCGUGUUCGAUUCGCCCUACCACUCGGAACUUGGAAGUACUUCCUUCUUGACCACGGGUGUCGCUGAUCAAACAAUAAACACACCGCAGGGUACUCUAUACUCUGUAUCAUUGAAAGCGUUCGAGAUUCUGAAGUCUCACAGUCUUGGCGAACUGCAGAGGAUUAACGAAAGUGCUUUCAUGACUCAAGAACCUGAACGUUUCUUAUCAGCCACUGACGUUACUCUCCUUACGCCAGUGUCACUAACCGACGGAAUAUGUGCGCCACAAUUGUCCCGUCACGAAAGAUCGAUUUCCCAGCCUCCGGAUGGUCGUACGACUGCGCUGAACAAGAUCGGAGAUCAGUGCUCUUCCGGCAGUCGACAUAACACGCAAGCCACCUCCCCUACCGAGACACAAAUUCACAAUCUCAACGAAUGGCUCUUCUCACCCACACCCUCGCCGGGAGUUUUUUCGGAGGGCGAGACAAGCCUAUUGCCAGGGCCAUGCCAAUAUAACACACCUGAAGGCAUCACCGAGAUCUCGGCGCAAAUGACGCCGUCUGGAAUCUCAAUAGCGCCCUCUGAGCAGGCCGAUAUCACUUGGGCUAGUGCGCAACGUCUAGAGACGGGCGGGGACUACGACUACGAGGACGGCCAAAGCGAACCAUCUGCACCGCUCCGCUUCAGGUCGUUGCACUUCCCGCUACCCAGUGACGGGCUGACAACAACACUGGUGACUAACAACAACGGCCGAGCCGAAUGGGUGUUUAACCAUUCAUCGCCCUGUAACCGGGAGAUGGUCACAGCUGCCGGCGAGCUUGUCGCCUCUGCCCAAUACGAUCAUCCUAGCCAACUGGGCCAGCGCAGUCAUAAUUUGGUGUGCUUUGCCUUUUUACCGACGCAUGCCAGUCAGAUGAAACGUUCACCGGCGGUGCAGGGUGUUUGCGCCCUGUUGCACAGACAGCCCACCGAACAGGACAGAUCUCCGACUGGAGAGAAUCCUGUCAAUACCGCUGUGGCUACAACACACGGGUGCAGAAAAACGCAGUCUCACACAGUCGACAAUCCAUCUGAGAAUCCCCUCCAAAAUGAAAGUCGAAUGGGCGAUGGAGACGAUCGAAUAUCUCCAAACUCCACUUCAACCCUUUCCUCGGCCUCGACGAUAUCAUCCACCGGCAGAAAUAGUGAGGAACCGCCAAUAAAGCGUCCCAGUUAUGACUACGGUGAGGAGGAGAUGGGUGAGAAGGAGAUGGAUUGGUUUCUCCUUCGAGGGGCAGUCGGCGCAAAUGCAGCACAACCUGGAUUUUCGAGCCUGGAGAAAAAGGAAACUUGCAAUGUGCAGGCCAAAUCGCUGACUCCGAAGCAACGACCCAAUCCCAAGGUCUCUUCCGUCUUUUGGAAGUUUCACAGGGGUCUUUGGUGUAGGAGUCGGAAAAAAGUGUCGCGGGAGUUAAACGGCCUGGAGGAGAGGCAAAUAGAGGAACCCGUGCUUGUGUGGCGGGAUGCCUGCGAAAAGACAGUUGACUCCAGGAGACCAGAUAAUAUGUCUCGUGAAUCCUGUAGCUUCUCAGAUAAAUUGGACGCUCUGCCCUACAUUGAUAAUGAAGAGUCCUACUCGGAAAAUUGGUAUAUCACUGAGAGUCAGCAGUUCAGUUGGAUUGAAAGAGCACAGUUGGCGACGGCAGAGGAAAUUACACUUUAUUCAGGUAUUUACUCAUUAGUGAGCUGCGUCCCUUUUUGGGACUUCUACCAUAUUAUUCUAUCCACGCCUUAUUUUGUUCAACUUCAGAGGUCAUUGACUGCUCACACCUUGAGCUUAAUGGUUUUGAUAGGUUUCCUUAAAAGUUUGAGAGAUUAUUGUUAAAAAUGCAUUACGGUAGCCAAGAGUACAGUCAGAGAAAGCCUCGCAUAGUCAAGGACAAUGGCAAUGGGAACACAAAAACUGCUAACACGGAAGCCUGGGGAAUCAUCUAGAACCUAGGCAAUUAUUUUUUUUGCCAGACAAAUAUUUUAAAUUUUUUAGUGAUUUAAUCACCACUCCAUUCAGCUGGGCUAGGGCAAAUAAGAGCUAUUCCGAAAGGUUCCGUUGUGCAGGCCAUAGUAACAGUAACGUCUUCUUCAUCAAUUUCUACACAGCUCUUGCUUCUCUCAUUUGCGGCUGUUUGCCUAGAUGCUUUUUGGUAUGACGGGUAUUCUAUAAAAACAAAUGUUGAAGAUCUGGCAUUACCGUUUGUCUGGACUUGUCUGCGCGACAGAUUCUUGGGCUAGUUUAGCAUCUGCAUUUGUGUUUACGUCUUAACCUCGGAGGUUCGAUGCCGAGACUAAAGAUCGUAUUAUCCUACUGUUUUACGUAAAAAGGCUCUCUGCUAGUUUAUUUGUUCUGGGACAUAUAAUCAGAAUUAAAUGCAAAUUUUGUUUCAUCGGACAAACAUUUCGUUAAACGUAUGCUCUGCACUUUUUCCGCGAUCAACAAAUAAGAAGGCAGGCGAAUAGUUCGAAUGGAUGCUAACCCAAAUUAGUUAUAGAAAGACCUACUGCCGAAUGGUAAUACUGGUUAGGCAGUAACAGAUGAUUUUCAACAGCAAUAGACGUUUCAGCUCUUGAACUAUUUCCUUAAAUGGCCUAUUUUUCACAUAUUUACAGUUGAAAAGUCUCGGCCUACAGGCAUCCUUUACCAAAUCAAAUAUCAUGAGUUAAUUACUAUUGAUGGUUCUAGUUUUUCGUUUUGUCAAUGUCCUUCUUAGCAAAAAUCAUAUUUGUGUGGGCACUGUAAUGACAAAUGACUCGCAAACCACCUCGCUUUGUGCGACGUGUAGAAUUAUUUUUGCGAGAUUCCGCACGCACUGGACCCGUACUUUGACCUGAGCAGAUGCCGAGGAAGUCAUGCAUGGAAUAAGCUCGAUUAUAGUACCACUUUUGGGAAAAAGACGUUUUGACCUCUUUUUCUGGCUUAACGUAAAAACAGCUUUUUGCCUUCAGGCCAUUUUUCUGUACGAUAGUGGGAGCAUGUUAUUACGCUCCUUGACAUUAUCGAUAGCGCAUAUGGUAGUCAGAAUAUUAAAGGAAUUUCUGUACGAAACAUACUUCGCAUUCGGAAAGUAGGCUGCCUUUUAAAGUAUUUGGACGGCAGUUCUCAGUGCUUGCGCGUGCGGUGGUUACCAUGAUAUAGGGAGAUCUAAAGAGCUUCCUGAAGAUGAACGAAUCGAAGAACUGGGAGCAGGACUAUGCACGCCUUAUUCAUAGCAAAAUAACUGCUGGCCUCACGCAAAUCUCCGCGCCUGAGUGAAAGGAAGCGCGUUUUUAGACGAAAGCGUAGAAUGCAGUUGAAAAGGAGAAGAUGCGGUCGCCCGAACGGGAAUCUUAUCCGUCUUUGACUGUUGCAGAGAAUAGUGAUUAAAAACACAAGGAAAUCAGUAUUCGUAGGAUAUCACUGUCAUUAAACGCCGCACCCAUUGCUGAGGAGUCGUAUUUGGUAGGAUGACUGCUUGUUUGCCCGAGACGUUAUGUGGGCAACAGUAGGGUGUGGGAUCCCAACUAACUUGAAGUAGCUUGUGGUCCGUGUCAUACGUUGAAUGGUCAUGGAAGGGGUUUUACGUCAUGCGAAAAAAACGUUUUUCUGACGAUUGAAGCUUCUUCUCCUCUAUUGCCGUCUCGAGCUCUCCUUUUCAUUUAAAAACUGGGACAGAAACACAGCACAAUGUGUUUAAAGUGAAGAAAAUAAAGGACAAUGUACAUGUGGAGGGGGAAAUACGGUGCGCGCGUGUACACCAAGAGCCCAUAUUUUUAACUGCUGUCGCUGCUAAGUCUUCGGUUGGCAUGGCUACGGCUAAUCUUAAUUGCCCUUCUUCUCUUAGCACAGAAGAUCCUGCCGAUAGUUGUCUGCCACUUCUAGGAUGGCCAGUGCCUACACGAAUCGGCCUCCAUGUCUCACAAUUUUGUAGCGAAAGUGCACAAAAUUCAUGUAGGCUCGUCCGAAAACGCUUUUUUCUAUUCGUUACUUAAAGCAACUACGCAAAUUAAGGUAGGCCUUUUGUUGCAAUCACUGUCACCUGAAAGAAUGCAUGUUUAGAGGAUUUUUCAAAAAGCGAGCAAACUAUUGAACAUUAUUUGUUUACCGAAUCUACUUCUAGUUAAGCAACCUUGAAGAAUAUGUAUCAGUGUGAGGCCUUAAAUAAAUGACAAGAUCUAAGGGCUAAAACAUGCUAACGAAUAAAACAAACGUUCGAAGCGUUGGAAGAUCGAAAAUGCUUUGCGCGGCAACUUCAGGUAAAAGACACAAAGUUUGGAAGCUCGUUAAUGUGCAGAAAAGUCCAGUUUAAAACACAGGAGUCUGAAUAUUUGAAUCCUGUAUGGGCAUCGGAGCAUUUAGAUAGAAUUUUUAGAUCUAACAGUGAUGCGCAAUUUAACCUGCCGGCUCUGUAUUAAUUUGGAACUUUUCAAUGGGGCAUUCUACAAUAGCAAAAAUCAGCCUUACUAAGAUUCCUAACCAGUUUUACUGUUGGCGUAAGUCCUGGAUAUUAAUAAUUGCCCUUUUUUAAAUCUACAAAUACACAUGUACUGUUGAUGACAACCACAAAACUCAAGAGAAAAUGCUACCUAUGGGAACAAAAACAUUACGCGGGACAAGUUUGAAGUUACGGCUCAGCUUUCCACCUUGCUGUCUUGUCAAUUUAGAGCCACAGAGUCUGACUGUGGUCUCAACAGCUAUUUUGCGACUAAAUGACAACACUUUUCAAGGUAAAAUUCUAAUUUUAUGUCCUUCAACGUCAGGUGUAAAUACCUAGCAAAAGUUCAGUCGUGUAUUCGAUGUCAUGACCGAAAGCCACAGGUUUUAGACAGAGAACAGCCUUUGUUGGGUGUAGGAAGUUAGAAUAAUAUGACCUAACUAUAAAUCCAAGCUUCCCACUCUGUGGAUUUCACGAUCAAGUUCUGAAAACUGUUGGGAAAUAUUUUACUAUAAAGGUCAUAAUUCUGCACGAAGUUGUUGGGUGAUACAAACGAGUUUCGGGAGGUAGUUUAAAAAUGGAGAGUUGAUCGCCGGAAAGAAAACUUUAUUCGCAUGGUAUUUCGAAUUAUUUUAGCGUUGGAAGACAACAUACUAGCAGCACAUAUAUUAGCUAAAAGCCCAGACUCGGGUGUAUUGCCGAUAUUCCGCCGCAUCAUGGAGAUAAGCCAUAGAAAUCCAGCAAAUCAAGCCCACUUCUAGUGCCCACUUUCUAUCUAGUAAGAUUCGAAUUGAAUAUUAUUCACCUCAACGAAAUAACAGCGCGUUGUUGACGCCUACAUGAGCCUUACGGUGGCAUGUACUGUACUGCCCUUGUUCGAGGUGUUUAAAAGUACAUAUUGUUCUCGAGAAACAAUCAUUCAAAGCCAACAGCUACUUUUGCCUUCGUAGCCUUCAACUAAACAGUUACCUGUGUAGUAUGCAAACAAUUAGCACUAAAAUUAUCUUUUGGCUUCCAUGAAUGGCAGUUCUUUCCUAACAAUUCACAAUUAAUGCGGCAAACUCUUAAAUUCCAGACACAACAAACCAUUGUAAUGGGUGUCUCACACCUAACUUCUAGGAAAAGCAAUGUAUCAAGGUUAUCUGGAGUUCCUGUUUAAUACAGAUGCAGAAAGUGCAGUAGGGUGUACUUAAGCUAUGCUAACUUUGACUAUACGACAAAUGUCAUUACGGUUUUCUGUAGCGCUUUAUAACGAUCACUUUACUUCUGGAAGACCUUACACUUCCAUAGGCGUCUAUACUCUUUGCUAUACUUCGGGCGUUUAAAGUAAAAUAACCUAAAUUCUAGCUCAGCGGCUCCUAGUGACCUCCCUCUACCCUGACCCCAGAUACUUUCACACUAAAAUAUAUCUAAGUCUGAUGAAAAUGGAAAACUUAGAGCUUAUUAUGACUUGCACGCGCAGCUUUGUUUUUCACUAACCAUUUAUAUCCCUACUUGCACACAACGCGCGGUUCCUAGAGGAUGUUUUGACCGUUACUACGUAAAAAAUAAGAGUAGUAAGAAAAUAUAUGCAUCCUUAGAGGCGCGGGUUGAAUUUGUAGUCCUGAAUAAUUCUGUCUGGAAAAAGUGAAAUAAAUGGCAUCGAGGUGGUGUGCUUAUGCUAUGAGCUAAAUUAAACUGGAAUCUAGCAAGCCUUUGACGUUUGAAAAGCGAAUAUGACCAUGGAGUAAGGCACUUUUUUGUCUCUUUUGUCCUGGAAUAACCCCAAAAGCAAAAUCUCAAACACAGGAAGGCAUGAACCGUAAUUUGGUGACAUAUGGCUCUGUUCAGUUUUUCAGUUUAAAAAUAGAACUGGCCAGUAGUUGGAAAAUAUUCUUAUCAGGAACGAGUACAGACAAAGCAUUUUCCCUCACUUUUGCAUCCAACUUAUCUCUCAUUUUAAGGCUUAUGUAGUGAGAUGAAUAGGUAAUUUUUAUUGAAGACAUUUAAUGGAAAACAUUUUAAACCAUGAUUUGACGUCUAACCGCAUUUAGUGGCCUUUCUAUAAAUGGGAGUAUUUUAUAAAGUCAGCAUUGCCUGAUUAAAGCCAUUAUUACGAUUAACGCUGUUUUUAGGAGUUAAAUUUUAUGGCUUUCCAAGAAUAUGAUCAUGAUAAAAAAACAGGGGAUUUAUUUUUAUUUUCGACGAAAUGCUUUUAUAAGCAGGUAGGCGGCAGCUCCAGGGUCACGUGAUCGCCCAAAUGUCUAUAGAAGUGGGACAUUGCCUUUUGCAGCGUUAGAAUACUAAAUAUGGGCCGAUUACCGCUAACUAAUUCAGUAGGCAAUGUUUGCACAGCUGCCUUACUGCCGGUUCACACCAAGGCUGUGUUGUCUCGUAUAAAACAACAGCCGCUUAUUUAUGGUUAUCACCCCAGAGCCCUUCAGUCGGAAGGAAAGCUGUCACCGUUAUUUUAACGAUUGGGUGGGAUUUCCAGCCACAUCAACCGCUCAGGUUGGUGACACGCGCGUUGUUGCCACGACGACACAGGGGGCAUGUACCCGGAGGCUCGGAGAUCACGCACUUUCCCGCGGCAUCGCGCAAGUGGGCUCACCCGCUUACGGGACGACAAGGUCGUCCUGAAUUGCCUCAAAUGACUCAGCCGGAGCUGCGUUAGACUGAGUCAUCAACCCACCCGCUUUGGCUUCUACACUGUCGGUUAAUCUAGUUCAUUUCCCAUUGCCUUUGCUUGCCCAUUAGGUGCGGUGAAUACCCAGAACAUUUUACGUGGAAACCACGCCCUUCUACCUGGGUUUAACGACUGUGGUGUUAACCGACUAGACAGUUGACUCUGUAGACAACUGUGAUUGUUUGUCAAUAGUAUUUUUUUCGAACCAGCCUUCUAGACAACCUACAGCAUUGUGCACUCGACAGCUGUACAAAAGGAGAUGGAGGAGAAGAAUAUUCAUGGUCUGCUGAGGGAGAUAAAAUGUUUUAUCCGAGUAAACGUGUUUAGUCAAUGGCGCUGUGAGGUGCCGUUAGAGAUUUAUGCACAUUUAUGGAGUCCAACGGGCACCAAAGUAACAUGCCCCGCACUGAGCAAGUAAAUACGUAUGGUGUGGAAUAUGGACAUGAGCUUAGGGCGUUCAGAAAAAAGCUCUUCGCUGAAUCAGUGUAAAAAUUCCACCAAAGGACGAUAUAGAAGAACAAGUCACUUCCUAACUGCCAGGAAAUCUGAACCACUCACGUUCAAAUAAGCAUACACACAUGCAAUUCCCCUUGGCGUACAGGCAGUUUAAUGCGCAGUGCAAAGGAAAAGAGACGCAACUACUCCAAAAGCAACUCCAGUAAAGCGUGUUGGCGUGUCAGCUGUGAAAAUCAGCAGCGUCUGAAUACAAAAACUUAUUCGAAUGACAGCGAAGGGCUCAAAAUCGGACAGGGAAACAAACGAUGCAACGUCAAAGUUAUCGAGAGCACGCUAAACCAAACAGUUAAACCGCCAAACAAGAAUUCGGUUAGAUUCUUUCUACCUCAUAAAAUAUUCUAUUCUCCAAUUUCUAAAUUUUUUGCACAAAAAAUUUGUCGACCAACCCGAACGACCAGAUUUAUCGCUGCCUUCCAAUGCGAGUCCAGCAAUGAGUUGUGCAUGAGUCUCAUCAUUGUUAAGCGGACUGUGGCUGCAGCUAUCUUCUUCUUUCCUUUUACGCACAUCGCCCUCCGACGCGAAGACGGAGUCAAGACGAUCUGGGGCGGGCGCGUGUUCAGUGACUGACAAAGCUAAACCAUCGGUCUGCGCGUGUCACACACAAAAUGGUCCUCAGAGCUAAAGUACCGGGUUUUAUUUUGUGGGCAUGGUCUCGGAUCUAGCGUAUCAGAAAGUGCUACAAAGGCCGCACUACAAAGGAGACAUUGGAGCAUAACCCCCAUUCCAGAAAACAGUUGAGGUGUCCCAUCGGGCGCAGGCCUUCGGGCGACGACCGAUGACGCGUCAUGACAUGUUCAAGCGUCUCGAUCUAUUCUUGUGACAAAUGCACUUAUUUGCCGCCGGGAUGGAUACCUCAGCGUCGCUCUCCUAUUUCCUUUUCUAUAUACCAGUUGAUUGUCUGAUGCCGCCAACCAAUUGGUGAUGAGAUGGGGCGUCGUGGCUGACUUAGUAAGAAAGUCCCUGUCUAACGCUCACGCAACCUUCAUGUACGGCGGUAUUUAAGAUCCCAUUGUGAUCCGGCAUGCGCGUGUCACGUGCCAGACCGACUGCCUUCCUGGAUCAACGCACCUGCAGGGCUGCUAUUUUGGGGGAUGUAUUCAAACACCCCAUAGGAUGACAAUGGGCUCUGAUAACAGCCAGUAAACCAGUACAUGCAUUCUAAAAUUUUAAUUAUGUUCCGCAAAAAGGUCCCCAUUUCCAUUUAACAGAAUGCCAAUUUAAACCUCCGCUAAAACGUGAGGAGAAAAAUAUUGCCUUAUGUUCUUACGUAAAUGGGUCUGCGCAAUAGAUGUCGGCAUUUCUAAAACAUUACAGUGCGGGUUAAUUAAAGUAGAAUGCCUGAACAUUGCCUGUUGAGGCAAUAACUAAACCGAUAAUAUCUGACAAGAAAAUACUAAUCCCACUAAAAAAUUCAAGUCGCCUAAUUUUCGGAUUUUUGGGAGUGAUGAAUACUAGAUUUUAAAGUGCACUGGAAUAGCUUUAUGCGGAAAUGGACUGUCAACUAUCAUGAUUUCCGGAACUCUAUUCAUCAGCAUCAGCGUGGAAUGAUCUAGCGUAAUUCGUCUCAUAAAAUGAGAAAAUCUCCAACAGUAUAAUUUGUAAUAUUCCAUAAGUAAAAACUACUAGAGACAAAGCGACCGGCUGAGUAAUUGUCUGCAUAAUUUUCUUGGAAAAAGAAGCAUGGAAAGGGAGAAGAGAAAUGAGACCAGAGAGGGUAGGUUAGUACCACUUCAAAUCCACGUGGAUGUCAAAGGAAAGGGCAAUAUUAGCGCCCUGGAGACCUGAUGGCGAUGUUGACAGUAGACCCAGUAAAUCGUUAGAAUUAGCAUACUUAAUCAUUACAUCCGAGCCCGCCUCUCAUCCUCAAUGGGCUUUACUUCUUAGCUAACGAUGUUUUCACAAAUACUUAAAUACAUAUCGGCAAUCAACCGCGAAGAGAAAAUGCAAUUAAUGGUCACUGAAACCGCAAGUACAGGUUUCAUGCUCGCAGGAAGCGUCGAGUCGCAAAAUAAUAGUAAUCCGUACUGUCUGCCGCCAUAGGUUUGAAAAGCAGCUUGCCAAAUUUUCGGACAUUUGUACAAAGCAGUGCUCACUCACUUUUUAAGGAUUCAGCCCGCGUAUUAUGUGGCAGAGAGACAGCAAGGCAAUAUUCGAUCGCUAGCUGAGACUGCGUUAGGUGGUGGUGCAGGACAACCUGAAGAGCGUAAAUUUGGCCUGAGAGUACAUACACUGAAGGAGUUUGAAGGGCACUACAUGAAGAAUUGGGAGGCUCAUUCAGAACAGGUUUACCGCGGCAGUGGCUCGGAAUGCCAGUUUUUUCUGAAGUUACAUCUCGUACCUCACCCCAGAACUGUUACGACUACAUUUAUCCACCAUAUGAAUCAGUGGCUAUUGCGUUUGAUCUUAUGCAGUACGACAAAAACCUUUGAUGCUACAACUAACCGAUCACCAUCCCCUGAUUAAAUUGCGCACCUAGUUGCCUUGAUUCAGAUAAACAGAAUGCUGUGAAUAAAAAGUGGUCUGGGUGUUCCGGUGGGAUUCUGUCAAAGAACGGACAUGGUUUGAUAGUGUGUUUUCGCCAUUUGUAACAGUCAGACUAGUGUCCGUGUAAGCUUAGGAAUAUAGCCGAAAUAAGUCGUCCGCCGUUUCACAGAUGUUUUGUCAAGAAAAAAAACUGCGGCACACAAAAAUAUAUCUGGCGUCAUUUGUUCAGUAGGUGUAUGUCUGCUCCUUAGCCUCGUUUAGACUUUUAGAUGUUAAAUGCACCCAAGCCCUGUUUAACAGCUUUUACUAAUUAAUUAAAUUUUGACUUACGAAUACAAUAUGUACAAAAGUUCGAAAAAUUGUCACGCAAGGACUGUUCCUCAACCCUAGUGAAGUCAAAAACCAGUCGUUAAUAUCAAGAGCUGCAAACUGUCAAAUAAAGAGAAACACCAAGUGUAACAGAGGUAUUGAAACUAUUAUCUACUGAGCAGUUAACAGUACAGCGUCGGAAGGUGUUACCGGCAGAAGGUAGGAUUGGUGCAAGGGUCGCAUUCGUUUCAUUGACUAGCAUCAACCGGUGAUAUCCAAACCAUUGGCAUGAAUGCGUUAAAAAUUUUCAGUCGAUUACAUUAGUUCCUUGAGAAUUCAUUUUCAACGCUCUGUCAACUUGAAAUACCGGUUUCGCCCUCUGUCCACUGGAAUCAGGAAUUUACAAAAUUAUAUGAGAGGGAAGUUCGCUGAUUUGCACUGGUUGCAUGAUGGGAGCUGACACCUCAAUUUUUACAGUGGAAUCCUGACCCUGCAGCUCACUGAAGCCCUGAGUGCGCAACUGCUCAUUGUAACGUAGAAUGCUAGAUAUGCUGUAGCCAGAAGCUUCCAUAUGACAGCAUAGGUAGAAAUGGCCCUCCUCAAGUGAAAAUAACUCCCCUUGCUGAAAACAUUGGAUUUUCCGAGUUCCUGCAACCUACUCCCCUCAUAAAAUGUGUUUGUCUACAAGCCAUGCAAAACAUCGCAAAGUGUUCGUUAAUGACACUAACAGAGAUACCGUACUUUGUCUCGUUAGUUGAUAAAGCACUUGUAAGUUAUGGUAACCUGUACAGUUUCUGGAAGACACAUUUUUUUCUGGGAAUUCUACUAAACACCAGUGUAAAAACGAGGAAAACAAAUUGCAUUGCUAUUAACGUCCAAACCUUAUUUGCUUUAAGAACACGCAAGCAUAGUCGACAUACGGCGUUAUUACCUAGCACAAAUCAAUGACAAAGGGAAUUUAGUUUCUGCUGAGCAGGUAAACUGUUUCAUCAAGGCAGACCAGUAUUCAUAAGUGAGUGUCCAGGCAAAAAUAACAACUUCGUCUAAAACUCAGUCAUCCAGUUUAUGAGAAAUCUCCUGAAUUUCUAUCUAUAUCCUCACGUAACAUGGAUGUUGUGACAAAAUGCAUUAAAAGUCAAAAAGAUAGUUGCAUUCCGCAUAUGGCUUAUUCGAAAUGAUAGAUAGUACGUGUUUUUAUUAUCUCUUCACUUAAAUAAAAGCUUCAUAGGCACGUCUGUUGGAGCCGGAUGAUAUGAAGUUACGCAUUUAUGUAAAUGAACCGUCAGAACAAGACUCCCUUAACUUGGCUUUCAAAAUUAAUAAAUAUCGGAAUCUGGAUCCCUUUUUGAAUAAAUCUUUGGAAUUGCUCGUUGCUCCCUCUAAUCUCGCGCGUAUGCGAUUUUGUUUUGAAGGCGCAUUUCUGGAGUUCCGCAUCAUAAUUACUAGCUCAUCCGAGAAAGUAGCGACGACCCUUGAGGUGUUUUAUCACUAAUUUUAUCCACAACACAAUUAAUCAAUCAGUCUAUUUCGAGAGCACUUAAAGACGCCAGUUUUUCUAUACCAAAUUAUUACACUUUCGGUAUGAGAUGGGCCAAAAUUUUCUGAAAAGAACACAUCAUUCUUCUCUAUUCAAAGUUCAUGACUUGGCUAGCACUUUACUUUAGGUCCAAAUGCAUAGGGAAGUAUGAUGAGUCUGAACUAGCUAUUUCUGACGCAUCUGCCCCUGAUAAAUAAUUAGGUUAGAGCUUGGACUAAGCGAACUUCCAUAUCGAAAAGAGAGUCCUUAAGAUCAACCCACCGGUCAACGAAAUCCUUAUUCCUUUCUUUUUGGCGUUUUACUGUCUUUCCUUCUCUUACAGUGAAAUCCACCGACAGUCUGACAGACGGCUCUCCCAUCCAAAGGUUUAAAUUCUUCAGGCACUCUGCCAAGCUUUGUCGGAAAGGUCAAAAACAAAGUCGACUCAACCCCAAACAGAAAAAGACACCUCACCACACAGGAUACUGCCGGAACGAAUCCCCUCUUUUUCAGAGAUCCUGGUGGAGCAGAGCCUGUGGGAUUUGCAGCUGCCUUUCGGCCCAACAGGACAACAAGCUAUAGUUGCAGUCUUCCCCAAAAUGAACACUUACGGCAGCUCAUCCUUUCAGCCUGUAAAAAGCACAAGCCCUAUUUGUUCUAAAGCACAGAUUUUGCGUCCGUCCGGUUCAGUAGGAUUCGCGUUUCGUAAAGUCAGGACAUUCUAUUGCAUGCUCUCAAGCAUGUUUAUAUAAUUUUAGAUGACUUGCAUAUGCAAGUAGCAUUAUGUCUUCGCAGAGCACAUAAAAAGGGAAAGCUCUUGCUGACUUCUUCUGCUUAUACUCGGCAGAUGUGACUUUUUCGUCUUUUCCUUAUGAGAUGUGUUUGCGUCUCAUAUUUUCCUCAACCAAAUCUGUUCCGGGAAGUCGAAGAAGAUUCAUGCAGAGCACAAUCGUGCAUCAUAUCACACGAACAUCUGUACAAAAAUAUACAUAAAAUACGUUAUACACAUAUAUAUCUUUCUGUUUCACUUAGUUUUUGGCUCAAAAUAUGAAAUGUAGUGGGUGUCGAGUACUACAGGAUGCUAACUUACGAAAAUGUUCUUUCUAGGAAACGAUGCAUAUCCGAGAGAUAUUUGAAAAAAAACAGAAGUGGUAGCAUGCCCAUAAUUCAGUGGAUGUUUUCCGAACAGUUGCAUCGCAGUAAGCGCAAACAUGCAGUAAGUGGGCUAACUCAUGGCAUGUCAAUCGAAAUUCCGAAAUGCGUUUUCGUUUCGAAAAGAUUAAUUAAGCAUGCUUUUGCUCAUUCGAUAGAUAAUUACGUCUUCUUCUAGUUUUACACUCGAAGGAAAGACAUAAUUCGGUUUAAGAAAAGUUUUCCAAUUCCCGAAUAAUUUUGAAUCCACUCUACCGUCACACUUGGAUUCAGGGUUUCGAAACUACAAGCCGUAUAUUUUCCGCGUACGGUAAACCACACAUUUCCCUAAGCUAAUAAAGGGGAACCAUAUAGGAUUCAUAGAAUUUAGCAGUGGACUUGAUUCAUAGUGUUAGAUUUACAAGCCAUAUUGGUAAAUGCAGAGACAUGCGUUUUAUGAACGGCCAUUUCACGGUAUUUAAAAGUCUCACAAUUAGAAACCUUUUUAAAAUCGAAUUAUGUCUCUUCUUCGAGUGUAAAACUAGAAGAAGACGUAAUUAUCUAUCGAAUGAGCAAAAGAAUGAAUAUGUUUAUGCAUUUUUUCCAUGAAAUAUAAUUGGACUUUUAGGGGCAUCGAAUAUCAAGGAGAAAAAUUCAUGCUACAUAAGUAGUCAUUUUUACAGAGUGUCGUUUUGGCAUGCAGCCGGAAGGAAGUUCGUUCGAAAGUUGGUAUCCUGAGGUAACUGAAAUAUUAUAGAAUUAUGUUGCAGGCUGACUAGUUUUACUAGCAUGCUUAAUUAAUCUUUUCGAAACGAAAACACAUUUCGGAAUUUCGGUUGACAUUCCAUGAGUUAGCCAACCCACUGUAUUCUCACCAGGUAAAGUGUUGUUUGCGUCCAUAUUUCUCUGUACACAUAGCAGAAAUGGCCCUCUUUAGUAGUACAUAAACAAAAUCUAGGAAUUUCUUUCCGUUUAGCAAGAAGGCUGUUAAACAAAUAAUAUAUAAGCUUUACUAAAUCUGCAACUGCGAAAAUUUUAGUAUACAUGGAACAGGUAAGUAGUGAGCGUAAUCAGGAGCGGCGCCAUCGAUUAUUGCUAAAAAUGGAUGAAGCAAUGACUUUUCUAGUUCAUUAGUUCUUUGAAAUGAGUAGUACUCGGAGAAAAUUCUUAAAGGGCAAAUCAGAAAAAAAAUGAUUUAAGAAAUGAAGAACGGAAACUGAUAGACGUCAAAGAAGGCUUAUCAGGAUUUUUGGUGGUUCCAAAGGAAGCCAGUAAACAACAACUAAUAAUCUGAAGAAGAUAUGCUGUAAAACAUGGAAUUUAAUGAAAUUAAUUUUCGGAUACACGAGCACAUUUAGGCCCAUUGAAAAAGAGCAGUAGGAUCUACACUUGAGCAUACUUCUUUUCGACAUUUUACCUUAGCUCACUCAUGCAUAAAGUAUUGUCCGGCGACUCCUUCCUCAGAGGAAAACUGAAGAUUAGUACAACAAUGAGUAGCCACACUUGUCAAAAUAUGAUCAAUAAUCAACUAAAAUAAGAGCGUCAAUUCGAUUGUCGCAAACGAUGUUGCCAUCGUGUGCUGAACAUCACAGCUGACGCAGAAAAGUGAUUUGCACGUGAAUCAGUUUAUAGCGAUGGCAGACUUGCGCUGCAUUUGCCACAGUCUCCCCUCCCACACUCACCUGAGCCCGGUGAAAAAGCUAAUUCAGCGCCACCCGAGGCGGGAUCGGACGCAGUAGCCGGUAAAACAUGCGGCAUGGGCGCUACACAAUGUACCAGGUUUUCACGGAACAAAAGAAGGGUGCCUCAGAUCUCACAUCCAUGAGAGUGAGAUGAAUACUGCAUUAAGAAGAACCCAUUGAGUCUGCCCCUCAGCAAGCCAGCCACUCACCUCCCAUGAACAUACGGUACUGACUACGAGGGUCUAGUUGUCCCGUCAUUUGGCGGCCUUCCAGGUCACGUCGUGAUAGCUUCAAAGUGCGUCAGAUUUAUUAUAAGGACCAGUACGCUGAUGUGUUACAGGGAUGGAGUCCCUGGAGUCGACCCCUCCCUUCUCUUAUCAAUCCACUAGUUUACUAUCCGAACCGGAACUCUCAAUUAAGAACGGAAUGUGCAUGUAAGAAGUCAACAGUCCGUGGAAGUAAGAUGACAACAAAAGUGGCGAGUGGAGAAAUGUUUUGCAGUCAUAGUUCUCCUUUGAGACGACUUUCGUUGUCGGGUGGAUGACUUCCUAUCAUUCUUCCACAGAGUUAAAGCCUGAUGUAGAAAUUUAGACAGCAAGCUCGGAGCUGGAGGCAGGUGUGAGGGAGGCACCGAGGUUCCAAGUAUCACUCACCACAGAAGGUCGCUAAAAUUCCAUAUUAGAUGGGGAGUUUAAAGUCUAUCUGACAGUUUGACCGUAGUUAUCAACGACGUCCGUGACAUGGCCUACAGUUGGAUGGUUGGAGGGAUAGUGACUUACUCGAAAGCUAGUUUAUAGUGCUGGUAAACUUGCUCAAUAUGCACUUCAAUCCCCUCCUAGACCCACCUGGGCUAGGUGGCAAGACAGAGUCAAGAAGGCCGGAGGCGGGAUAAGGCGCAGUGGCUGACAAAGCUAAAAAGCACAACUGCGCGUGUCAGACACGCCUGGUUGGCGCACGAUGGACCAGGAUUUCACCGAAACGAGAAAGAAGCAGCUCGAACCCCCAGCUGAGUGGGAAUGCCGUAGUGGCCGAAUUAGGAACGAGCCUUUGCAGUCUGAUCAGCCCCAGAUCAUGACCCAGUUUUCCUGUCAGUGGGCGACAGUCGAAACCACAGCUUUUAACGCACCGCAGUGAACGUCUGUUCAAUGAUCCAAAAAAUAUUCAGAUCAGCUCACGAGGCAUUCCGCUCCCCCCCCCCCCUCUUGUGAGAGUACGCUAUCGGCACGCGCCAAAGCAUAGUACAGUGAUCGGGCUAGCGCAUGUGAGUGUCUGCAAAAAGAGCAGGAUCAGCAGAUACGCGGCCAGUAUUCGCUGAAACUAUUUCUGACAGGUGUCGGGUUACUAGAAAAUAUACAAUGCUUUACUUCGUAUAUUGAAAAUAUCGACGGCAGGCAUGAUGGUUUCUGAACGCGGUGUCUAGUCAGGCGGAAAAUUCCGAUGAAUGAAUUACUUGGCUAACUCUUUUCUAGUACAUCCACGAUAUUACAUUUUAAUGGGCCAGCAGUGCAUACUAGUCAGUUUUAUUUUGAGACUCCGCUUCUGUAGUCUGAGAACUUCGUUGCAUUUAAAAGAACAUUUUUUUGAAAUAUCAGUCUAUUUCCGUAAAGUUGGCUUGAAAAUAGUGUCUAAAGACAGUUGAGCUUGACCAAUACAUUAAAUUUUUACGUAUGAGUACAUCAAAUGACGUUUGAUGCAGCCUUCGGAAAUAUUCCACAAGUUUAGGCGUUCAAAUGUGUGUUUCAUUUGUUAAAGUCCCGACCAAGUGGUCGAGGGCAUUUCAUGAAGUCCUGGUUUACCGUAAACGGUGAGGUAGCCUAAAAACCAAUAUGUUCGGGAAAACGACAAAUAUGACGAGGGGGCUGGGUUUUUAACGACAGCCACUCAAUCGGCCACCGAUUCAAUUGUGUGGAUGAGCCACACCGGCCUUUUAAGGCGCCUUUGUGAGGAGGAGUUUGGCAACUCUUAAGCUUGAAUAAUCGAUAUACGUUCAACGAGUAUUUCUCGUAGGGGGAUAAUGACAACUUCGCCAACCAGUGCAUGCAGAAUCAGGCUGAACGAGACAGCGAAUUUUCCCGGCACUUCCCUACACGAAGAGUUACUGAGAAAUAGGCAUCCGCCUCCUCACGCCACCCGCAACUUGGGCCGAGGGAUCCGGCGACGCAGUGAGAAACAUCUGAAUCUGAUGUACUUGCAACUACAGACAAGUUAAAUGCUUGAGAAUUAUCUCAGAGCCUAAUGACCCACCACAGAUUAUUAUCGAGGCGGAAACCGUCAGGUAUCCAAUUACAUAUAAGUAAAUGGGACCUGGCAAACUUUCAAAUUCAACAAGCUCGAAAGUCUUGAGCCAUAAUUCUCUCGGCAAGGUUUUUCAACAAACGCGAUCACCUCCUUUCUCUCCACUUAAAUGGUGGGAGCACGAAUGAGUAUUGGCUCAGCUGAUAACAAUGGUAAGCCAAUGUGCGCCAACCACGAAAACCCGGAAUCAAAACACGGCUGCCGUCUACUCAUAUGUGCUAACCGAAAGAUAGCCGCACCAAUGAGGAACAUCUGCGAUUGAACAACUAAUUUCAGUGACUCCAUGGUCCCAAUGAAACUGCUGCACAUCUAUACUUCGUACUUUUCUUCGUCAGUUGCCCCUCUCUACGGCUGUCUCGAAUUACGGCUUCAAACGCAAAUUCAAAAAGUUAAGGAAAUAAAUUUCACGUUCCAGCGGCCGAAUAGCCUUUCUAGUUGACAAUAAAUCAAGCUGCCGAAGGUGUCAUAAGGAAAAAAGAUCUCUGCCAGAAAUCUUUUUUGACGUCUCGAGAUUGCAUGCCAGGAAUUUGUUCUUUACGGUAAUAUGAGGAAGGGCAGAAUAGCAAAGGGCAAACAGUCAACAAUCUGAAUCCUGAUCUCCUGACGGUCCUCAACCCUCUCCUCCAAUUCGUUUUUUGCUUGCAUAUUUGGUAGGCUGCAGACAGCAACAACGCCGAUGAGGCCAAAGCGUCGUUCUUAUCAGUGGGUCAUCGAGGAAUACCUCAAGCUUGGAUCGGUAAGGCGUAUAGUUCACUUUAAGUGUAUACAGUGAGACACCGACGCGAUUGAUGGUUUGCAAAGGGUUAAAAUAAACCCAACGGUCUGAUUUUGAUAUUCUGAGUAAAUAAAAUGUGUUCUUAUUUUGGAAUGGACAAUAUUCCUUUCGAAAUCCCUCGCCACCACAACACAUUUCGGGCGAAAAUGCAGCAGGUAAAGUGAGAACUCCGUUUACUUCAAGGGCACAGAAGCGCGGACGAUGUCAUUAAGGAACAUUAAAAAGUGGGAGCACAUUAGUUUGUUUGCCAGAUGGUGACAUAGUAUUAAAACUGAACAUUUAAAAAUCAAAAUAUGCUGCUUAUACAUAUGCAUAGUUUUAUGUGCACUGACCAUAACAUUGAAAGUCUUUAGAAUCGAAAGAUUCGCGGCUAUAAUGCGAUCAACAGUUCUAAGUCGCUGAACAUUUAAAAGACGGUAUCCAAUCUUUGUUUUUGCUCGAAAGCCAACACCAAGCAGACUGCUUUCACAUACGCCUGGCCAGUUAUCAAAAACUGGAGGUACCUCCAAAAUGAAAAAAACGACUUUGGAAGUUUCAUUGGAGGUCAUAUUAGCUUUAGAGCCAACUCAAAAAGCUACGUCAAAUGGCAUAAUCCCUGAUAACUUACCACGUUGCUUUCGCAGAUUAGUACUCCAGUUAAAGCAGAGACUUUGUCUUAAAAUAAUUAAGGUAGCAAUUUCGUCUCUGUGGUGUGCAAUUGUGGACAAAAACUUAACUUCUCCUUUUGUUAUUCAGUCGGUACGUUUAAUCUAAUCGGGGGAAACCUAAAAGACGAAAGGAAGACAUGCAAGCGAAAUCUGAUGGAGGCCCUCUUUUCUUACACGAUUGCUGGGACUCUUCGUAGCUUCUUUUUUCUACUAUUUAAUCUUUUGAUUAAUGAUAUAUCCCAAGUCCUGAAAUAUGGGAAGGCCUGCAAUAGAGGCUGUGAUUAAACGUGAUAUUUUGCGGGACUUGGAGAAAAGUAAUUUUUGGUAGUUUCAUUGUUAUACAGAGGUGUACGACACGUGCAAACAGGCGCAAAGAAAUAACGUAUGAAUUAUGACAUCAACAUGCUAUACUAGGAACGUAACCUAUAAACGUAGGUGAACUCAACAAGAAAAGACUAAGGCUAUAUGAAGUUAAUGACAUGACCUCAUUUAAAAAAGCGAUCAUCAGACAUUCUCUCCGAAAAAUAAAUGUUUUUCUGAACAUUAUUUCGAGACACUUGUUCUUCCUUACACGCCGUCGCUCUGCAAAGUCGUACUGUAACUCGUACUGUAACCCUUCACUUUGAUGGAAUGCAAGUACUUGACAAUGUAACAUGCAGCAUAAUCAGAAAAACUGAGCCUACGAUAAAACUGCCCUUGGACAGCAAAAGUUUGCGAUUCCUUAAUUUUCGAAUUUUAUAAAAAAUUCGACUAGGGACCAUGCACCUGUCUCAUCCCGUUUUAUUUAAAAGUUCAAGUUAUUAAACGUAGGAGAUCCGGGUCGAUAAUCUGAGGAAAAACAGAAGUGCUCACAGGAUCAAGGGAACUGUAUUGUUGAUGUUUCAGAGAGGCUGGCCGGCUCUUCACUAUCAAAGCGUUUAGUGCAAAAAUGUACCAGAAUUUUGAAUAAACGGUCAAGUUGUUGGCCUUGGGCUGAUCGAAUGAAUGUCAAUUAAAUAAUCUCAACUAAAGUGACCUGAAUAUUAUUUCACUCAAGGAUCUCAUAGCUCGAAGGCAUGAUAUUUGUUUAAAAAGAGUAUUUAUAAAUUGGCCACAUAUGAUGUUGUUUGUUUGGUAGUUUUGCUUCCAUCUUUGAGCGUUUGAGGAAUUCAAGCGAUUUGUGUGAUCGAAAUUAUCCCCAUCAAAAUCGUGGCUGGAUGUUUUCUUAACAAAGAAAAGGCAAAUUAAAAAAUCGAACAAAUUGCUAAGGGCAGUUUUCUCCUAGACUCAGCUAUUCUGAUUAUGCUGCAUGUUACAUUGCCAAAUACUUACCUUCCAUCGCCAUAAAGAGUGCCGUUCACAAAAUGUACACCCUCAAAUUAACAAGGACGGAUAUGUUAGUAUGACGUCACCCGUCUCAUUUGCAGUUAUUAUCUAUUCAGCGAACGUACAAAAACUCAGAAAAUGGGCAGAAUAUUUCACCAAUUACUGAGCUUUCUUAUUUUAAGCUAAAAAUUCUUUUUAUGAGUCUGUUUCGUCGAAGUCUUUGAUCAGUGAGGAUUUUUCGUCGCAUUUUUCCGACUACAGAGGAAAAGUUCAUUGGUGGAAUUGCCUAAAUUGAAAUGAAUUAUAAGAAUUUAGUGCAAUUAACCUCUUCUGAAGAAUCUUGCACCCAAAAUGCUUUCCAGUUGGCCCAAUUAAGUUGGCGAGAAAAAAGAAACCCAUAAACUCUAAGACUUCGGCAUGUUGAAGGAAGGAGACGGGGUGGCUGUUAAUCCGAGGUUGGUACUAAGAGGUUUUUUUCCCUUACGUUUUUUCUUUCGUUGCUGAGAGGAAGCAAAGAUAUGGGAAGGGAUGGCUAAAGCGAGUAAACAAAUAAAUCAGACACAAGCAAACAAUUUUCUGUCUUCCCUCGUCAACUUUGUUAAUUUGUCAGCUUGUUAGCUCACUAUCAUUUGAGAACAUAACUCCAUUGAACAACAGUCCUCCUUGAGGAAGGAGACACGAUCCUUGCACAAUCAAUGCUUAACCGGACAAAGACGAUUGUCGGCUGAAUGAAAUUUCAAGAAAUUUGAUAAUCAGUAAACGUCGCUUUCAUUAAAGCCCCCUCUUUGUUAAGAAAACACCCAGCUUGGAUGUCCAUGGAGAGAAGUCCGAGCAUACAAAUCGCUUUAAUUCGCCAACUGCUCAAAGAUGGAAGCAAACCAACCAAACAAGCAAUGUCACGUGUUACCACUUUAUAAAUACUGUUUUUUUGUUGAAUAUCACGCCUUCGAUCUGUCUGAGACCUUCGAGUGGAAUAACAUUCAGGUCACUUUAGUUGAGAUUAUUUAAUCGACAUUCAGCAAAUAUCACUUAGUCGGGGUAUGUUUACUAAUUCCUUUGUGAGGAUAUCACUUGACAAGACCGUACUGAUAGAAAAAAACGGGAUAUCAGGUAAUGCGCUUGGCAGUUUGCUUUAGAGCUUGACAAAAGGGCAAGAAAGCACCUUGCGUUAACAUUCAGGUAACAUAACUACCUACUACUGGCUGAGUGCUAUGAGAGGAACAAGCCCCCGAAGUCUGACCAUCUGCUCGAGCUUCUGCAACACUGCUUCCAGACCUAUUUCACCUUUGGUGGGCAAAUUUACGAACAAAUUAAGGGGACUCCUGUGAAUUCCUCUUUGUCAGGCCUAAUUGCUAAUAAUAAAACGGAUAGAAAACUUAGUGUUCACCAAGUAUCAACCAAAGUUCUGGCCCGCUAUGUCGAUGACACCUUCGUUCUUGUCAAAACAACUGACACUAAACACCUAAAAGAACUACUGAACUUGGUUAAUCCGGAUAUUCAAUUUACGAUGGAAGCAGAAACAAACAGCCAACUCUCCUUCCUUGACGUACUUGUGCGCCGGUGUACCACUGGACAGCUGCAACCUACAGUAUUCCGAAAAUCCACCAACACGAGACAGAUCCUACACUUCAACAGCAACCAUCUUCUGCCUCACAAACGUAUAUGUGUCCGAACUCUAUUCCAAAGAGUUAAAACACACUGCGACACGCCGGAAGAUAAAACGGUCGAACGAAUGUACUUUCAGGACCUCUUUGCAGCCAGUGGUUAUCCCAGACCUUUCAUGGAGAGAAGCAGGCGCCGAGUGCACAGACGACCGUCAAAUGGGUAACAAACUGAAGCCUAGCGGGCCAUUCCUUACGUUAAAGGGGUCUCAGAGGCGGUUUCUUUACCGUUACAACCCGCCAGAGUAGGAAUAGCCCACCGACUCCAAGUAACAAUUCGACGCUGUCUGAUGCAACCAAAGAACACACUGCCACCCGCUGAAAUCUCAGGAGUUGUCAACAAAAUAAGUUGUAAUGAGGGCAACUGCGACUGUGUUGGAGAAACCGGGCAAAAAUCGCGGCUCGGAGACUAGGUCCAAACUCUAGAAUAGCAACUCACGUUGGAGAAACUGGGCCUACCUUCGAUCUCUAGAGAGCUACCAUCUUAGGCCGGGGAAAAACAAAAGCAGAACGGCUAACGCUCGAGACUUAGUACUCCGAUGCCAGCUCUAUCAACAGGCAUCUGGACUUUCCUGCAGCCUACAAAGUCCUACGUCGUCACGCCCGUAGAGCUCGUGAUCAAGUAACAACACAGGACUUAAGAAGGUCAUACAUAGGCCGAUGGCGAGUCUACUCGAAGAGGAAGAACCACCAGACUGAUCACCCGACGAAGCGGUGACUCCCAAACCAUAGAUAAAACGCCCGUCCACCAUCCCCCGAGAGGCCGAGACAGCGAGAGAAAAGAAAAAUCGACCAACAUGAGGCCGACCAACGCGACAUGCCACUUGGAAUUUCUGGUCGAUUAAGUGUACUUUACGCUUUGACAAUUGGGAGCUGACCAAGUUCUUCGAAACGUCAGUACCUAAAUAAACCCGUUCCGGUAAGCCGAUCUUUUUCUUUAAAUCAUCAACCCGGAUCUCUCAGCUUUGACAACCUGAGUAACUUAGGCAGAAUGGUAUUACCGACAAAGACAAGGGAGCGCCCCCUACCACUGAGUAACUUAGCUGACUUUUCUAAAACUAAUAGGACGUAGCAAGAGUGUCUAGAAGUAUGGAGCCUCCUACCAGAAUACUGCUGAUUGGAAAUUUGUAUAGAUUGUUUCUAAGAGAUAUUCUCAAUUGUAUAUUUAAAGCUAACAAGCAGACCCAAUUAUACUUGUGAAACCAUCCAUUUACCUCUUAAAACCGUUCAUGGCUGAAAAAAAUCGCUAACAAAACCGAGAAGUCUAUUUCUCUUAGCACAAUUCUCCUGGCUAAAAAUGUUAAAAGUACUGCCUAGUUUAGAUGAGUCCGCACACACAAUUUGGAAGCACGAAAACCAAUCACUAACAAGAAAAAAUUUUAACGUUACAUUCAGAUACCAUCGAACCAUGGGCAAUUCGCGACGUAAAUUACAUGACGUCAAGCGAAACAGGAGCAGAUUGGAGAUAAAUUACACUCCUGGGAUCAUGACAAUUUCUGCAUUCGGGUCAUUUUUUGUUACUAUAAAGUGUCACCCAUAGAAGCGUUCUGGUAGCAGUUGGACCGGAAACCCGGCAGAUUAUAUUCAUGGCUUCUAAAGCUCAAAUAUGUACAUGGUCAAAAGAGACUACAAGCUCUGUAAAGUUGACUGUUCUGAAAUGUGAAAGUUAGGCAAUCUAAAAACUGAUUCAUUUACGACACACGCUAAAAGAGCAGUCAAACCCAUUUCCGACGGACUGGAAUAUUUAAAGUGUAUACAAAAUCUUGAAACAAAAUAUGAACCAAUUUCUGGUAUGACAUAUUUAUGGUAUUAACGCAGUUUGUCGGAACGUGACAUCGCAAUUGCGAAGACAGAUAUUGAGCAAGAAUACACCUUUUCAGUGGAUACCUUAUCGAUAAUUUUAGGUAUCAGUCGACAUAUGGAAAGAAAACGUGUGCGCUUUGAAGCGGUUGAGGGGAUUCCCAAUCGGUGUAACCGCGACCUCGGAGAAACCGCCUAGCUCUCUUCUGAUGUCACAUUCAUUAAUGGUCCUGUUUGGAUACUCAUCGACCUUAGCUUCGUUUCAUUCAUGAAAUCCUCCCUCUUCUAGGCGAUCUAAUGAUUCCCUUCAUAACGAGGUUGCUUCCGAAAUUACCGCAUUAAGGAGAAGAUAGAAGUAGGAAGGAAGAGGGAAAAAUUGUCAAGGGUGCUGCCUUUUAUGUUUUUAAAUCAAGCACACAUAACGUACCUUUUACUUCUUAUCAGAUAGCUGGCUUGCACAUUUGGUCAACUAGAGUAUAUUCUCUCACGGCUGUAGCCGUUAAUUGCAAUUGUGGUGGCGUCAUAUGGGAUUGCCGAUCUAGCCGACCACAUAUUCAGACAAAUGCCACAAGAAAUCAUACAGGAUUCCACAGGAAUCGACACAUUUUAUAAGGCCUCCUUUAUCCUUUCUACACCGGACUCUUACAAGCAGAGAACUGCUGCUAUUUUAAAGUUGCUUUAUUCCCAUUCAAAGUCAGUAACUAUAUCAAAAAAUGCAACUUUGUAACCGAUGAAGAAUGGAAUGUUCACCUUUGGGUCGAUGGACAGUUAAAAGGAUAUACGGACGAUGUUGACAUGCUGCGUCGGCUGCUGGCGACGUCCUGCCCUGCAUCCUCGUCCACGUAGAAGUCGUUUGAAACAUUCGCGAGAGCGCUCCCACCGACCGGCUGGCAUGAGUGGAUUAGUUGGCCGUCCUGGCUACUCAACUGUCUCGCCGUCGACUACAUUCGCUUGCACACCCUCCUAAUCAUCCUCCUCCUCCUACUUCUCUCUUGUCUGGCAUAUUUCCCCCCCCCCUCCUCCUCCUCCUCCUCCUCCUCUAGCCCUGCUGGUGAGAUUUUUUCCCACUGAGGCCUCCUGUGGGGUGGCUGCAUCCAGCAGAACGAUGAAGCAGAAGAGGGAGAAGAGAAGAAGAGGAUGCCACCGCAGUCCUGAACAGUUUGCAGACAUGUUAGUUCUCCUAUAGAUUGAAGGAAUCCGCAGCAUUGGCUGCCUUUUAUACACAUUUCGGCAGCUGGCGCCUUUAUUCGCGCAAACAGGAGGUGUCUGAGAGUGGGCGGUUUUGCUGUGACCUGGCCUACGCAAGCACAUGUUUAUGUGUUCAACAAAUGAUCCUCUCAUGUCAGUUUGUCUACUAACCAGUAAAUCUAAUUAGUUAUGUCAGAAGAGUGGCCGGAACAUGUUAUGUGAGGUUCGUUGGGGCGUUUAAUAUUCCCAAAGCAACACCCAGACUUGGGGCACAUUCAUAAACAACUCUUCAUUCUGGCAGUGCUAAGCAAAAGACUAGGAAGGAGACAUUGAAACAUGAGUAACGAUUGCCAACAGUAGUGAGAAUACGAUUUUGAGGUUUAAUUACCGAGCGAUUUAUCGGCGGAUUACAAUAUCUAGGAACCUGAUAGGCCCACCGCGUUCCAACGGCAAGACUACGUCAAGGCCUUUGGAUGUUUAUGUGCGCGCAAUGGCUGACAAAUCUAAACAGUUCUUCUGCGCGUAUCGCACACUACCAGGUCGAAACAUUGCAUACGUUUAAAAAUGCCUUUUUACUUUCGGUAUCUUCAGUUCAAUCCAUAAGAGACGCACGCCCUAUGUUGUAAAUAUCAGAACUCUUAUAUAAUUACAGGUCUUGAAGGCUACUCUGCAGUUUGGGGUCCAUUGUGACAUUUAUCCACAGUAGUCUGUUUUGAUUGCUUUCGUAGGAUGACACAAAACGACUUCAUACCGGCCAAGAAUAUAAGCUUCUUAUGCGCUUUUUUCGUCGUAUUUGCUUAAUUCUAGACCUUAUUCAGUCGAUUUGAGUAAGCUAGGCCACGACACUGGUAAUAUUAAAAUAUAAUUCAAGUGACAUAUGGGGAAUCCUUUCCAUUUUCAUAUUACUCAUUUACUUAGUAAUAGACGGGGCAAAACCACCUCUGUUUAUGCCAAAAGUGAAAGAAUGCUACCUGCUAGUAUUGUUACUUUGUAGGGUAUAGGCACGCCCAGAUGUUGCAAUUAGGAAUGCUUACUGUCGAAAUCCUCCUGCUUUCUUGAAGAUGGUGAAAUUAUCCUUACAGUGUCUAAACGGAUUUGUGACGGAAAAACUGAUAAAAAGGCAGAAGACAGUUUUCCUAAGCUUUUCAAGUCUGACUUAGCUGACAUAAUUGGGUGUACAGCUGUGAAGACCCUGUCGAACGCGUUUGUCUAUGCGGGCAAUCUUUUGGUUAUAUAGAAGCGCCUAUUUCGGCUGAAAUACCUUUUUAAGUUAUAACAAAGUUAAAGUAUUCUGAGCGAAAAAUUUUUAUGUGCCGCGUUGGGUACUUUAGAACACAUCAAUCGUGUUCAACCACUUGCACCGCCUAAUGCACUUCCGCUUGAUGCGAGCGUAGCAGCGCCUGACUUAGCUCCCGAUGUUUCAGCGAUAUGCUUCUGUAGGCGACAAAAUUAGGUAAUCUUGAUGGCCAAAGCUUAGGUAGUCAAUUCGGGGUAUCUUGAAGUUCCUAAGAUCUGCUUAGUAACUGAACCCGUUUUUUGCCGAGCCUUUCCCCCAAACAAAAUGUGCUUACAAGUUUUUUUUUUAUCAAAGAAGCGGCCAUUUUAGAUAGAAAUAAUCUUCUCUGUAGACCAAAUUCGCCUGCCUUUACGUGUUUUGCUAGUCGAGAGAGUAAAUUAAAAUGAGAAAGGUUAAUUAUGACUUUUUUUGCCAACUUACAGUUUCACUGUUUUCCGUGAUUCAAAAUUUGAGUAGCCGUGCUAUUUUCAAAAAAGGGAAAUCCUUCUUCGAAAAUUUCAAAUAGUAGCUCUGUUCAACUUUGUUCCUCAGCUCCAAAAGGCCGUCUCUUCUCUUGCCAUAAUCGAAGACUUUAGCCUUUACAAGUAUUCACGAUUUGACUUUUGGGAACAUGACACGUCUUAAUUGCAGUUAACAUAUGACGACUGACUGAAUGGAUAGCUGAUAUUCAACCCAGACAAGUUGUGGAUAACCACUUUGCUUUGAGAAAUGUAGACGUUUUUCUGCUGAUUCGUAAAUAUGAGCAAUGUCAUGCCUUACAAUAUGAUAAUAACACCAACGAGCAAUAUUCGUAUUAUCAAACGGGUGGUUUUUAAGCAUGUAUACAUAUUCUAGAAGCGACCCAAAAGCCCACCAACAGAAUAGUUUGUUGAAAUAUUGAGUCCAUGGUAAGAUGAUUAACUUUCAAUAAUAUUCUACUUUCAAAUGUAUGCAUAUUUACCGUGAUAUGAAUUUCUUGAAAUGCCGCCUUAAUCGGUUCCAAAAUAAAGAGAAAACAGAGUUAAUUUUGAGUAUGGCUAUAAUAGCUUCAGUAUCAGUCAGUAAAGUGCAUUAAUCGGCGAGAAGUUUCAUUUUUCUCUCAUACUUUAAUUGCUAAAAAUAAAGAGGAUGUGAACCGUCAUCUGCGAAACAGUCUAGAAAGGGGGCUGCAAAGAAAGAACUAGUUAGAUCCUUUCCUUAUCAUCACGGGGGUUUUCAUUGCAGGCCUUUAUGAAAGACCAUCAUUUUCCUCCACGAUGAGGUUUCCCGUGCCUAUGAGCAUACGAACAAUGCUCAGACUGUCAUUCCCGGCAAAAAACUUUUUGAGAACUCCAUACACUAGUGAGAGCUUUUAGGAACCCCCUAAUUAUUAGACUUUUUAUAGUCAAAAAUAGCAAAAACUAUCUUUUCGGAGAAGAAAAAUAGAGCACCAAAAACUUAAAGCAUCCACUGUCACUUCAAUGACGUUUAGAGAUUCAACGGAUUACAUCGUCCGCAAAAAGCAUACACCAAUUUUUACUAUAAAACAUUCGCCAUCGGCGCGGGAAAUUGCAGGCUUGAUCGACCGGUCUCCCACAUGCGACUCAGGAAAACUUCCAUUCAUCCUACGAUUUUAAUCAUAAAAUCUAACAAAAUAUAUCUCCACUGAAUUAUUUACACCUCGAACAGAGCUAAAACAAAGGAUUUAAAGUUUACUCGUUCUCUUGAAAUAAGGCAGUUGAUUUGUCAUUAUACUGCGUCUUGGAGAAUGCUUAGCUCAAGAAUUACCUAAAAUUGUCUUUGUUAUUUUUCCUGUUAUAUUGUUCUGCUCACCCAGUUGUUUGCACGAUUAUGCACCGUGCACUUUUACAGAUUAGAGUAAAUUACUCGACACGAGUUUUCAAUUUUCUACAAUUCUACUGUCACAAAAAUUGCUAUUUUCGACCGGCGCAGUACUACUUUAACGUUUGUAUGACGCUAUCUAUGUUAUUGAAUUGAUGGUCGCUUGAUUUUAAUUGGGUUUUAGAGACGAUGGAUUUGUCACGGUUCUCGAGGUAUCAGGACUUUUUCGGAAAUAUAUCUGAAUUUCACGAGGUUGGUAACCUACGACAGGUUGCCGAGUUUUCUGUAAGUUGUCGUGGAAAACCUUGCGACCCAUAAGGCUUCAGGUUAUCUUACUUAGUCUAAUGCGCUGAGACAUGAAAAGUUCGACCUUCGCGCUCACUUCCGCGAAUCCUUCCAGAGGAUUUUCGCUCAAGAAACCUUCCAAGUCAGUCUUUAUUUUCAUUGUCAAACACUUUUCCAUUUUAAGUUCUGCAAUAGGUGAGCUAACUCACGAAAUGUCAACCGAAAUUCCGAAAUGCGCUUUCGUUUCGAAAAGCUUAAUUAAGUAGGGUUGUAAAACUAGUCAGUCUGCAACAUAAUUCUAUAAUAUUUCAGUUACCUCAGGAUACCGUUACACUUGGAUUCAGGGUUUCGAAACUACAAGCCGUAUAUUUUCCGCGUACGGAAAACCACACAUUUCCCUACGGUAAUAAAGGGGGCCAUUCGCAGAGACCAAUGGAGUGAAGCAGGGCUGCGCACUGGCGCCUACCCUCUUCAGUCUUAUGUUCUCUGCCAUGCUGAUGGACGCCUAGCGCGACGAACGCCCCGGGAUCCGCAUCGCCUACAGGACAGACGGUCACCUUCUGAAUCAACGGCGGAUGCACUUCAAAUCGCGCGUAUCCACAACCACCGUGCACGAACUCCUCUUCGCCGACGACUGCGCCCUGAGCACCACCUCGGAAGAGGAAAUGCAACGCAGCAUGGACCUAUUCUCCGCCGCCUGCGAGAACUUCGGUCUGGUCAUCAACACACAGAAGACGGUGGUGAUGCACCAACCGCCACCCAACUCGGCCACAGCCCCCAACGCGCCGCCGCAAAUCAGCGUGAAUGGGACCCAACUGCAAGUGAUGGAGAACUUCCCGUACGUGGGCAGUACCCUCUCCCGCAACACCAAGAUUGAUGACGAAGUCGCCAACAGGAUCUUGAAAGCCAGUCAAGCCUUCGGUCGCCUCCGAAGCACAGUUUGGAAUCGUCAUGGUCUCCAACUGAGCACGAAGCUGAAGAUAUACAAGGCCGUCAUCCUGCCGACGCUUCUGUAUGGAGGGGAGACUUGGACGGUGUACACGAGGCAGGCACGUCGACUGAACCACUUCCACCUCAGUUGUCUUCGUCGCAUCCUGAGGCUGAACUGGCAGGAUCGAAUCCCCGACACUGAUGUGCUGGAACGGACGGGAAUCCUCAGCAUCUACGCCAUACUGAGGCAAAUUCAGCUGCGCUGGAGCGGCCACCUGGUGCGCAUGGACGACGAGCGACUACCCAAACGACUCUUCUACGGAGACGUCGCGACGGGUUCUCUCCGUCAAGGAGGCCAGAUUCGCCGUUACAAGGAUACUCUGAAGUCCUCCCUGAAGCGCCUGCAAAUCAACCCCACCAUCUGCGAGAAGCUCGCACUCGAUCGACCGACCUGGAGGAGGACAGUGAAGACAGGCGCUGUGAUCUACGAAGCCAACCGCAUCGCUGCCGCCAAAGUGAAACGUGAAGCCCGCAAAUCCCAACUUCGCCCAGUAAGCAACGCCGCCGCACAACCUCGCCCUACGUGUCCUCGAUGUCAACGGACAUUCCGGGCUCGAAUCGGACUUGUUGGACAUCUUCGGAUUAACUGCGCCUCUCGAACGGCACCAACCAUCGUCCCCCCGCCUGCCUCUUCCUCCUCCUCCUUUUCGCCGCCAACUAACUCUGACAAUUCUUCUGACCCACCACUUCCAUCAUCAUCAUCAUCAUCAUCAUCAUCAUCAUCAUCAUCAUCAUCAUCAUCAUCAUCAUCAUCAUCAUCAUCAUCAUCAUCAUCAUCAUCAUCAUCAUCAUCAUCAUCAUCAUCAUCAUCAUCAUCAUCAUCAUCAUCCGCCACUGCCCCAGGGGCGGCCGCUCAGGCGACUGUCCCACGCACAGCAACCGACACUACCACCACUUCCCCCGACUCCAGGGAUGAGGAUCAGGACUACAUCUGCCCUCACUGCGACCGUACCUUCACCUCACACAUCGGCCUGGUCGGUCACUUGUGAAUCCAUCGCACAGAGCCUGACGAACCAGGGCGUGAAACACCAACCUACACCCACCGCACUCGCCUCCACUGCCCACACUGCCCUCGCGCUUUCAGGCAUCGCAUGGGCCUUUUCGGCCACAUGCGCAUCCACGAGAGCGGCCUUGACCGCACUCCCGACACACCCACCACAUCCAACACAUCCACCGUGCACACCCCCACUCUCGUUCCAUCCGUACGCGACACCACCACCACCACCACCACUACCGCCACCACCACCACCACCACCGCCUCCUCUGUAGCUGACACUGGCACCGCCGACUUCUCAUGCCCACACUGUCCACGCACAUUCACCUCACGCAUCGGCCUGGUCGGUCACUUGCGAAUCCAUCGCACAGAGACUGGCGAACCAGUGCCUGGAGCACCCACCUAUACCCAACAAGCUCGUCUCAACUGCCCACACUGUCCUCGCACUUUCAGGCAUCGCAUGAGCCUAUUCGGCCACAUGCGCAUCCACGACGACCUGUAG
Messenger RNA from Spirometra erinaceieuropaei, 31156 nucleotides. Lineage: Eukaryota; Metazoa; Platyhelminthes; Cestoda; Diphyllobothriidea; Diphyllobothriidae. The record is from the annotation of a GenBank genome assembly.